Messenger RNA from Prunus armeniaca (apricot), 690 nucleotides. Lineage: Eukaryota; Viridiplantae; Streptophyta; Magnoliopsida; Rosales; Rosaceae. The record is from the annotation of a GenBank genome assembly.
AUGAUCAAGAAGAACCCUGACCACCUGUUCAACCUGCAAAAGAAGGAUGAUGAAUCCCUCCGAGAUUACAUCAAGAGGUUCAAAGCAGAAAGGGCAAACAUCAUUGGAUGUGACGAUCGAAUUGCGUCAUCGGCCUUCAAGAGGGGCUUGCCAAUUGAGUGUGAGCUGUAUCGCGAGCUCACCAUCUCUCCUUGCCAAACACUAGUAGAAGUCUUCGCGACAGCAAAGCGCUAUGCACUUUGGGACGAUGACUGGACCGCCGCAAAGAAAGCUGCCGAUCAACCGGUUGAGCCGGCAAGCCAAAGAAACGACAUGAUAAAAGACAAGGAUGGGGGCAAGCGCGGAUUACAGCCUCAGGGAGGUGCUCCAACAGCUGAGAGCUAUACCAAGUUCACUAUUCUGAUACGGCAGAUCCUAGCCCAAGUAAAGAACAUGCUUUGGUUGAAGAAACCAUCGCCUUUGAAGGGAAACCCAUCCAAGAAGGAUACCAGUAGAUACUGCGAAUUCCAUGAAAGGCACGGUCAUUACACAAAUGAUUGCUUCGCCUGGAAAAAGCACCUCGAAGAACUGGUCGAAGAUGGCCAUUGCACGGAAUUCGUCGCAAGUAGGGCUAUCCAGAAAAUCAAAGAUCGUGAGGCAGGUGCCAAUGAACCUCCACGAAAAAAGUCAUACGGAUCAGCACGAUCCUAG